GCAAACUCCCUUGGUUGCCUUAUUUAGCAAAACAAAAAAUUUUCGAUCUUCACCAAACCAUCACAAGGCAUGUCCAGUGAAAGAGCAGAAGGAUCGUCCAGGAAUAUGAAUAUACCUGGAAAUGAUCAUCAGCCGCAGCCACCGAGCCGAUACGAGUCCCAGAAAAGAAGGGAUUGGAACACAUUUGGACAGUACUUGAAGAACCAAAGGCCCCCGGUUCCCCUUUCACAGUGCAACUGCAACCAUGUGCUCGACUUCCUUCGCUACCUUGACCAGUUUGGAAAGACUAAGGUUCAUCUCCAGGGCUGCAUGUUUUACGGGCAGCCCGAGCCGCCUGCCCCUUGCACCUGCCCACUCCGGCAGGCUUGGGGGAGCCUUGAUGCUCUCAUCGGGAGGCUUCGAGCUGCCUACGAAGAGAAUGGAGGGUCACCGGAGACCAAUCCUUUCGCCAGUGGGGCCAUCAGGGUUUAUCUUAGAGAGGUGAAGGAGUGUCAAGCUAAGGCAAGAGGUAUUCCCUACAAGAAGAAAAAGAAACCAAAUCAAAGCAAGGGAAAUGAUGAAUCCAGCUCCAGCUCCAGCUCCACCAUGCACUUCUCUUGAUCAUGUGGAACGAAUGAGUUGUCAAAUGGAAGGGAUAUAUCGACAUGCACGUCAAUAUUUCAGCCUUUCAAGAUAGCUAUCCUCAAGGGAGUUGAUGCACGUACAACAUCUCUUGGGAGGUUUCAUGAUUUGCGUUUAGAGAAUUGUAAGAACCUAUAGCAAAUCACAAAACUCUUUCCUAUCUGCCUGAAUUGCUAGUUACUUGGAAUAUUCAUAAUAAUAGUACAUAAUCAUGAUCACUCAUUUACUUAUGUAGUACUUAAUUUAGUAAUGCUAUGUAAAUAAUUCUGUUUUAUUUUGAGUUUUUUUCGUAAUCUAGAAGAAUGUUUAGCCUCGUUUUACUAGCUACAAGAAUUAAAAUCCCCUUUUAAGCCUAAGCUGUUGCCAAUACAUUUUGAGAUUU
Molecule: messenger RNA, 1003 nt
Organism: Rubroshorea leprosula
Lineage: Eukaryota; Viridiplantae; Streptophyta; Magnoliopsida; Malvales; Dipterocarpaceae
Source: the annotation of a GenBank genome assembly